UAGUGUAUUUAUGUAUGUGAAGCAGAGAUCGCUAUAAUUGCAAGAAUAUUUCUCCAUCUUACGCCUUUCAAAGAUAGCAGUCUGCUUUUCUAUAGAUCCACAGCUUCAAUCUCGAAGCCCUCUCACAAAUUCCACACAGUUUCCAACUUGUAACACCUCGAGACUUCCUUCUCUCUCUCUCUCUCUCUCUCUCUCUCUGGAGGGGUAAGGAGCCUGUUUCUCUGCAAUUCUAUUGACUGAUUCAGUCAAUCGAUGGAUCAUCACUGUGUUCUUAGAUAAAACCUUGUUAUUUGGCAUUCGGUAUGUUCUUAUGGGUCAUAUAUUUGUACUUGCGUGCAUCUACAGCUACAUCCCAACCUAUCGAGAUAAAUCGUGAAGCUUGACGACAUGUUGUUGCCAAAAAGAUGGCAGAGCUGCAUGAUGCUUCUCAUCUUUGUCCUCUCGGAUGGUACAGGGACGACAAAACAGAGCAUAGCAGCUACUGCUGCUGUCUGCGGCAAGGAUCUGCAACCCAGGAGCAGAGUUCUGAUGGGCUUUGCGAGUCUAGCCGACACCAUGAAUGCAUCAGGUCUGGUGUUCUGUGUGGCGAAUCCCAGUGCUGACGCGAACGCGCUGAGGAAUGGAUUGGAUUGGGCUUGCGGACCGGGCGGUGCAAACUGCACUGCGAUACAGCCAGGGCAGCCUUGCUAUGAACCCAAUAACCUGACUGCCUUGGCUUCCUAUGCCUACAAUGACUACUACCAAAGAACAAGAGCAAGCGGAGGAUCCUGCUCCUUCAACAACACCGCCAUGACGACCACCAGUGAUCCUAGUAAGCGGCCAUGGCUCAUGCAUCUUCACUGGAAGUGCGGGAGGGACCACGAACACCAACACAACCACAAGCCCGAGUCCGACUACCACUCCGAGCAGCGGUGGAUCGCCCGGCAGUAACAAUUACGUCCCUCUUGGUUCAAACAUCGAUAGAGCUUCUUCCGCAUCGCGUGCGCUCCAAGUGGUGGCAUGUUUGCUCCCCUUGCUGUGCUCUUUCCGGUGCGGCAUGUAAACCUUGGUAUGAUUCAUGGUGAUUUGACAGAAACAACAUGAACAAAGUGGGGAACGUCUUUUUCAUUCUGAAAACAUUUUUUUGGUUUUUCUGUAUAUCUUUCUUCAAAUAUGAUGUAUGUUACCACC
Molecule: messenger RNA, 1170 nt
Organism: Musa acuminata AAA Group (dessert banana)
Lineage: Eukaryota; Viridiplantae; Streptophyta; Magnoliopsida; Zingiberales; Musaceae
Product: glucan endo-1,3-beta-glucosidase 4-like
Exons: 5
Coding region: 388-930 (180 amino acids)
Source: RefSeq, a predicted model, not a curated record